AGUACUGGAAGAUUUGAAGGGGAGCACCACACCAAACAUGGCAAACACAAUGAAGUUGGCUAGGAACUUCAACCGAGAGUCCAGGACGUUCGUAUUAGGAGUUUUCGUCAUCGGAUGCUUCCUGCUCUCAAUAACCUUCAUUGUGGUGUCUCAACCUCAGGCAAUUCCUUUUACCAGUGCGGGUUGGAAACCAUCAGUGCAAGGGGCUCCAAGCACUCCUAAGGCCAAAGAUACAAUACAUUCUCAACAAUUGGGUGAAGUUUCAGGACAAGAAAAGGCAACAGAGCAGAGCGAGCUGGAAAUGGAGAGAGAUAAUGAGACUCAGGAGAAAAGCGUAGAAGGUGAAGUCUUAAAAGCCCAUCAAGAUGAAAUGGAUGGUGAACUUAGCCUUGCCAUGACUUUGGACAACGUCACAGUUGAUUCAGUUCAGAAGGAAACUCCGAGCACUACAGAUAAACUAGAUAGCGGCAUCGACAUGCAGGAGAGAAGCACAAAAAGUGAUGAAUCCAAACCCCAAGGAGCCAACUUUGAUGUCACAGGGAGCAAAAAUGAGACCAAGGAUGGAAGCACCACAUGCGAUGACCCCAAUUCAGGUCAAUGCGAAAAGAAUGGGGAAGCAAGACCCCAGGAGAACUCCAAUCCUGCCAUUGUUGAUCCAACUCAGCAACAAAACAGGAGAAAUUCCAAGCAACUGGGUGUGGGGGGCCAAAAUAUGAAUCAAGAGAAGAAGCCAUUAUGUGACUUUUCACACUACCGAGUAGACCAAUGUGAGAUGUAUGGAGAUAUCAGAAUUCACCGGAACCCUUCCUCUGUUAUAUCUGUGGAAUCCACCGAAAGAAAUCAAUCAUGGCGAGUUAGACCGUACCCUCGCAAGGGAGACAACGUUGCCCUUGGCCAUGUUACAGAAGUGAUAGUCAAAUCAAGCAAAGAAGGCCCUCCAUGCGGCAUAACUCACAACGUCCCUGCUAUAGUUUUCUCAGUUGGUGGAUACACAGGAAACCUCUUCCAUGACUUCACUGAUGUAAUGCUUCCCAUCUUCUUAACCGCCAGCCAGUUUAAUGGAGAGGUUCAGUUCGUCAUAACCCAGGCCAGGUCCUGGUGGAUGCACAAGUAUCUGCAUGUGUUCCAAAAGCUUUCUCGGUACGAGAUCAUCGACUUCGACAAUGAUGACCGAGUUCAUUGCUUCAAGCAUGCAACUGUGGGUCUUCGAGCCCAAAUGGAGUUCACCAUCGACCCCUCACAAGAUCCUAAUGGGCAUUCCAUGGUCGACUUCGGUCGGUUCAUGAGAAGUGCCUACUCAUUGGAGAGAGACGCCAUGACUAGAAUCGAAGAGUACCCCCGCAGAAAACCAAAGCUUUUGAUGAUAUCAAGGCGGCAAACCAGAAGACUCACCAAUGUUGAUGAGAUAGUUCAAAUGGCAGAGGAGCUGGGCUAUGAAGUGGUGGUUGAUGAGGCUGAUGUAGGAAGUGACAUAGCUCGGUUCGCAAAAAUUAUUAAUUCUUGCGACGUGAUGAUGGGAGUGCAUGGGGCUGGCCUCACCAAUCUAGUGUUCCUGCCGGAGAAUGCAACCAUCAUCCAGAUAGUACCAUGGGGUGGGCUAGAAGGGAUAGCCAUGUUUGAUUUUGGAAAUGGAGCCAAGGCCAUGAAGCUGAACUAUGUGCAGUAUAGUAUCAGCGUAGAAGAGAGCACCCUGACAGAGAUAUACCCAAGAGACGACCCUGUGUUCAGGGACCCCAUAUCGUUUCACCAACGUGGGUGGGAUCAAAUAAAGGAAACAUUCAUGAGCAAACAGAAUGUGAAGCUAGAUAAGAGCAGGUUUAGGAAUGUUCUGUGGAAAGCCCUGGAGCACAUGAUGCAAUAGAAGAAAAAAAAGAGGUGUUUCUUGGAGGCUAUCUUUCGAUUCAUUUUUUUCACCAAUUAAUUCUUAUUUAUGCUGAAAAGAUUUCACAAGAAAGAUGUCUGCAGUUUGAAGUUCAGACUUGAUGAAUGAUCUUGUUACGAAUAUUUCUGUGGAGGACAUUGUGUAGUUCAACCUUCCUUUCAUUCAGCAAAAAGAAUAACUUUUAGAGGA
Molecule: messenger RNA, 2071 nt
Organism: Phoenix dactylifera (date palm)
Lineage: Eukaryota; Viridiplantae; Streptophyta; Magnoliopsida; Arecales; Arecaceae
Product: alpha-1,3-arabinosyltransferase XAT3-like
Molecular function (GO): glycosyltransferase activity
Source: RefSeq, a predicted model, not a curated record